AUGGCGGUCUCGUGGCAACACAUGACCGUCACUUUACACAGAGGCAGCGUCAGCAAAGGUUACAAGCCGAAAGUGACGGUGAAAGACCUUAGCACGCUGGGCUCGGCCUUCAAAGCAGCUGGGAAGAAGCGAUGGGCGAGGUUGGACAAGGAUACGGAGACAGAGGUGAAGAGCGGCACUCGCUUCGCCUUACCCUGCAAGGUGACCCAAAAGUCCAAAGCUGCCAAGGCGGGAGAGAAGCAACAGUCUCUCCACUCUUGCUUCGCGCUCCAUUUCCUUGAGAAAGCUCCGGAAGGUGGCUGGCCGACUCCUAUCCUAUCCGAUGAGGAAGUCGCCGAGCUGGCGGCUCUCGGUCGAGGCGAGCAGGUCACAUCCCCCGCAGCCGAGGUCGCCGAGGCCGGGGACCAGGAGGAUGCUUCCAAGGAGGCUAAGAAGAGCGAUGGCGCCUCCGAGUCGAAGGGCAAGGAGGCAAAAGCCAAGAAGAAGACGUCGGAAGCACCCGAGGACGAGACGCCUGUGCCGACCGCUGGUCCGAAGGACAAAGCAGGAAGCAAGAAAAAGAAGAAAGAGGAGAGCUCUCCUAGCGAAAAGCCCGAUGAGAAAGCCGAAGCUGCUGAUUCAGACGACGAGGGCCAGGACGAAGAGCAGCCGAAGCUCGCGUCGGAGAGCGACGGUGAGAAGCCUGAUAAGGACGGCGAAGACGAGGAAGAGGCAGCCGUAGAAGUCAAGGCAGAUUCCGAUAGUGAGGAGAAGGAGGAGGCAGAAGCCAAGGCGGAUUCCGAUAGCGAGGAGAAGGAGGAGGAAGAAGCCAAGGCGGACUCCGACAGUGAGGAGAAGGAGGAGGCAGAAGCCAAGGCGGACUCCGAUAGUGAGGAGAAGGAGGAGGCAGAAGCCAAGGCGGAUUCCGAUAGUGAGGAGAAGGAGGAGGCAGAAGCCAAGGCGGAUUCCGACAGCGACGAGAAGGAGGAGGCAGAGGCCAAGGCGGAUUCCGACAGCGAGGAGAAGGAGGAGGCAGAAGCCAAAGCCGAUGACUCUGAUAGCGACGAGAAGGCUGAGGCAGAAGAGGCCAAAGAGGACUCUGACAGCGAGGAGCAGCAGAAGAAGGAGUCUGAAAGCAGCGCGGAAGAGUCUCCAGUUGCACGCAAGAAGUCCGACUCCGAGAGUGAGAAGCAUGCAAGAAAAAAGAGGCGAGCAAACCGCCGAAAGGACUCCUCAGAAGGGUCUUCCUCUGCACAGAAGGCCAGGACGAGAAGAAGAAAGGAGCACCGAAGAAGCGCCAGCAAGCGGCGGCGGAGGAGUGGUCGAAGAUCCCGGCACCGUCGCAGCCGCAGCCGCUCGCGCCGGCGGCGCUCGGAGGGCCGCAGCCGGCGAGACUCGGGCCGGGACAAGAAGGAGAAGGAAGACCGAAAGGACGACCGCAAGGACGACCGAAAGGAAGACCGCAAGGAUGACCGGAAGGACGACCGCAAGGAUGAUCGCAAGGAGCGAGCGCGCCGAAAGGCUACCAGCAGCCCUGAGCCGGCAGCCCGCCGCAAGCAGGCCACGACGCAGAGAGCGUCGCCGAGCUAUCAAAACGAGAAGAAGGCCAAGGUCUCCAAGCCCUCCGAGGACGACGAAGCCGCCAAAGAGGCCGAAAGAGCCAAAGCAGAGGCCAAGCAACAGGAGGAGGAGGCGGCCGCUGCAGAGGCCAAGCAGAAGGAGGAGGCAGCUGCCAAGGCCAACGAAGCGAAAGCAGCCAAGGAAGCAGAAGAAGCUCGUGAAGCCAGUGAAAGGGAGGCGGCGAAGAAGGCGGAAGAAGCCAAGGAAGCCGACGAAGCCAAAGAGGACGAGGAAGCCGAGGAAGCCAAGGAGCCCGAGGAGGCCGAAGAAGCAGAGAAGCCAGCGGAAGAUGCUCAAAAGGUUGCAGAUGUCGGCAGCCCUGAAGAG
Messenger RNA from Symbiodinium sp. CCMP2592, 1926 nucleotides. The record is from the annotation of a GenBank genome assembly. Lineage: Eukaryota; Dinophyceae; Suessiales; Symbiodiniaceae.